AUGAGUUCCUCGCAUGCACCGACCAGCCCGCCGAGUGAAGGAGACGACGUAAGGACCGUUGCCUACGAUCCCAACGAUCCGUUUUGGCGCGAAACCGAAGCCGAGGACGAUGAUGACGACAUGGAGUUCGUUCCCGCCUCUCAAGGCAGUGACGAAGAGGGCGACGACGAUGUAGAAAUUAGUUUCCACGAUGCUGCGGAACAUCUCAGUAACCUGAGCGGGGUUGAACUCGCCUUCGAAUACACCGACGAGAACGACGACGAGGAGGAGGAGGAGGAGGAGGAGGAGGAAGACAACGACGACGAAGACGAUGAUGAGGAAGACGAUGAAGAAGAUGGAGAAGACGAGGAGGGAGAAGGAGCAGAGGCCAGCCGACCAGUGUACAUUACCCGCGAUCAAAUCAUGCAGCUACUCGGCCACGCAGGCCUAGGCCGGAUAUCUGCCUCCGACUUCAUAACAAGAUCGAUCCAGCGACGUUUGCGAACGGACGACAAUGAAGAAGACGAAGACGACAGCGACCCAGGCACAGGCUAUGACGCAGUUGGACCGAGGAGUAGCAGAAGACAGCGUCGUGCACGAGGCGAGGCGCUCUACGAAAAGGUGCCGAGUGAACAGGGCCAGGAACUGAUGAACGGCGGCACAUUUGGAUCGAAUACACGUCAAGAAGAUACUGUCAAGAGGAAGAAGAGGUUAGCCUACAACAUCAUGCGGAGGGAGUUAGGUCGCGGAGGUGAGGGUCGACAGAAGAACGCCACCCGGUUGAUGAAGCAAGACAUGAUUCCGGAGUCUGUCGCCGACACCAUCAUACACUACAACGCCCGGUGUUACUCUGGACAGUUCUCGGACGAUGGCAACUUCUUCUUCUCAUGCGCGCAAGACUUCCGAGUCCGGAUGUACGACACAUCGAACCCAUACGACUGGAAGUACUACAAAUCUGUCGUGUACCCAUACGGACAGUGGACAAUCACCGAUGCUUCACUCAGCCCUGACAACCGCUUCCUUGCUUACAGCUCUAUUCGCAGCAUAGUUUGUCUCGCACCGACUGACCCCGAGGACGACUCAGAGCCAAACCUCCUCGACUUUGCCAACCUUGGUGGAAGUAAUCCUCGAGGGUUCCACACAUACUUCGGCAUCUGGUCAAUCCGCUUCUCCGGCGAUGGCCGCGAAAUUGUAGCCGGCACAGGCGACAACAGCGUCUACGUAUAUGAUAUCGAACGUCGCCAAUCCGUCCUGCGCAUCCCCGGUCACCAGGACGACGUCAACGCCGUCUGCUUCGGUGACUCUCAGUCGCCCCACAUCCUUUACUCUGGCUCCGACGACACUACUCUCAAAGUGUGGGACCGCCGCUCUAUGGGCGACGGCCGCGAAGCCGGCGUCUUUCUUGGGCACACCGAGGGCCUAACAUAUGUCGACAGCAAGGGCGAUGGUCGCUACGUGCUCAGUAACGGCAAAGACCAGACGGCCAAGCUGUGGGAUCUGCGUAAAAUGAUGAGUAAGGAAAAAGCGGACAGGAUCGACCCCAAUCACUACACCACGCGCUUUGAAUACCGCUCCAACGCAUACGACCCUGCGGAUUUCAGGCCGCAUCCGCACGAUUGUUCGCUGGUAACCUUCCGCGGACACAAGGUCCUCAAGACACUGAUUCGCUGCCACUUUAGCCCUCCAGGCAGCACAGAUAGCAGGUAUGUGUACAGUGGCAGUUACGACGGGAGCGUGUACAUUUGGAACCUAGACGCCACGUUGGCUGGCAAAGUGAACGUGCUCAAGGCGACGAAGAACAGUAGGCCGAGAGAUCCGGAGUUGCUAGCUGAGACGUACGACUACUGGGGAAGGAAUGGCGGGAACUGGAUGACGUGUGUGAGGGAUGCGAGUUGGCAUCCUAAUGCGCCGUUGAUUGCUGCAACCUCCUGGAACGGAUGGGGCACUUCGCAAGGCACAUGCACAGUGCAUAGUUGGAAUGACGGGCUGGAAGACGAUGAAGCAGAGCCGCAAGUUGGGAGGAGAGUCAAUGCGCAAUUGCAGCACGAUGAGAGAUUGUACAGGAGUGUGGAGGGGAGAUCGAGGAGACAGCCAAUGUGGUACGACGAGUGGGAGGACGAUGACUGA
Messenger RNA from Ascochyta rabiei, 2106 nucleotides. RefSeq lists its product as uncharacterized. Lineage: Eukaryota; Fungi; Ascomycota; Dothideomycetes; Pleosporales; Didymellaceae. The record is from RefSeq and is a predicted model, not a curated record. The transcript has 4 exons. Gene Ontology annotation, cellular component: Cul4-RING E3 ubiquitin ligase complex. The coding region runs from base 1 to 2106 and encodes 701 amino acids. Gene Ontology annotation, molecular function: protein binding. Gene Ontology annotation, biological process: proteasome-mediated ubiquitin-dependent protein catabolic process.